AUGUUGGCUCAUAACUGGGGUCUGUGCACUCAGGUCUCAGGGCUGCCUGCCAUUGGUCAAAAUUGCAGGCUGCGUAGUUGGCUCGUGCGGAGGGCGGGACCCAGAUGUCGCGUCGCUCUGCCGCCUGGUGGCCUGGCCUGCAAGGCGAUUCCCAACACAGCUGCCAGCUUCCAGCUUCAACUCCAGCAUCACAAAGCAAGCAGCAACGGGAAUCAGCGACACCACUCGCAGCCCGGCACAUUUUCACUGUCAUCUUCGCAGACUUCGAAACCGUCGAUACCAGGUCAAAACCAGUCGGGUAUGGGAGGUGGCCACGAUGGCAAGGAUGACAAGGACAAGAAGAAGGAGAAGCACAAGCACGAGCCUCCCCCGAGACCUACCACCCGCAUCGGUCGCAAGAAGAAGAGAGCCGGCGGUGCCAGUGCCGCCGCCAAGUUACCGCCCGUCUACCCGACCAGUCGAUGCAAGCUCAGGUUGUUGCGCAUGCAGCGUGUUCACGACCAUCUGUUACUCGAGGAGGAAUAUGUCGAGAACCAAGAGCGCUUGCGCAAGGCGAAAGCCGCCAAGGACAAUGCCGUUCCAGCUGCCUCGGAAGCCGAGGCUGCGGAUCGCAAUGCCGAUGAACGUGGCCGUGUUGACGACAUGCGUGGUAGCCCAAUGGGAGUCGGAACCCUUGAAGAGAUGAUUGACGACGACCACGCCAUUGUCAGCAGCACGACUGGACCAGAGUAUUAUGUAAGCAUCAUGAGUUUUGUUGACAAGGAUCUAUUGGAACCCGGCGCCAGUGUCUUGCUUCACCAUAAGACUGUGAGCAUCGUUGGUGUUCUCACAGAUGACGCGGAUCCCAUAGUCAGCGUCAUGAAGCUCGACAAGGCGCCUACGGAGUCGUACGCGGAUAUCGGUGGUUUGGAGCAGCAAAUCCAGGAGGUGCGGGAAUCUGUAGAGUUGCCACUGCUCCAUCCGGAGCUGUACGAGGAGAUGGGUAUCAAGCCUCCCAAGGGUGUCAUUCUCUACGGUGCCCCCGGUACCGGAAAGACGUUACUGGCGAAGGCGGUUGCAAACCAGACUUCGGCCACUUUCCUGCGUAUUGUUGGUAGCGAGUUGAUUCAGAAGUAUCUCGGUGACGGCCCCCGGUUGGUUCGCCAACUGUUCCAGGUUGCUGCCGAGAAUGCCCCGUCAAUCGUCUUCAUCGAUGAAAUCGAUGCUAUCGGUACCAAGCGUUACGAUUCGACAUCAGGUGGUGAGCGUGAAGUCCAAAGAACUAUGCUGGAGCUUCUCAACCAGCUUGAUGGUUUCGAUGACCGCGGUGACGUCAAGGUGAUCAUGGCCACCAACAAGAUCGAGUCUCUUGAUCCCGCUCUGAUCCGACCCGGACGUAUCGACCGAAAGAUCCUCUUUGAGAAUCCCGACCAGAACACCAAGCGCAAGAUCUUUACACUCCACACUAGCAAGAUGUCACUUAAUGAGGACGUCGAUCUUGAGGAGUUUAUCGCGCAGAAGGAUGAUCUGUCAGGUGCCGACAUCAAGGCUAUUUGCUCAGAGGCUGGUCUGAUGGCUCUUCGGGAGCGCAGAAUGCGGGUACAGAUGGCCGACUUCCGCGCCGCUCGCGAGAGAGUGUUGCGGACGAAGCAGGAGGGUGAGCCCGAGGGGUUGUACUUGUAGUUGACGCAUUUGUAUGAUGAGACGUAAUUAUGGUUGGGGAGGCUUAAAGCGCAACGAAGAUGAGACAUAGAUAACUUGCUAGUUGCGAUGUCAUUAAACAGCGUGCACUCUGCAGAAGUGAUAGCCCUA
Messenger RNA from Podospora pseudocomata, 1791 nucleotides. RefSeq names its product ATPase of 26S proteasome regulatory subunit 4. The record is from RefSeq and is a predicted model, not a curated record. Gene Ontology annotation, cellular component: proteasome regulatory particle, base subcomplex. Bases 1 to 1662 code for a protein of 553 amino acids. Gene Ontology annotation, biological process: proteasome-mediated ubiquitin-dependent protein catabolic process. Gene Ontology annotation, molecular function: ATP hydrolysis activity; proteasome-activating activity; ATP binding. The transcript is spliced from 4 exons. Lineage: Eukaryota; Fungi; Ascomycota; Sordariomycetes; Sordariales; Podosporaceae.